GACCUCAUACUUCAAUAUGAGUGAUUGCAUUCACGGCAUUAAUGUCUAUGGAGCAUUCAACACAAGAUUUAAGUUCGUUCAUCCAGCAACGUAAUAAUUAAAUGAAAAUAAAUUCACUAAUUAAACUACAGAACCGUCUCAUCUAAUGAUUCUUGUUUUUUUGUUAUCACAAACUUGUUUUUGUACGCGGGCGUGAUGUUGGGUUUACUCGCACCAUCUCGUUAUAAAACAGUUGUCCACAAGCUUCCUAUAUAAGUACUCGUUUUGUAAAUAUAAUCCGACAACAUGAUUUUUAUUUCUUGACGGUCACUAUAGUUAUUGUUGAGCAUUUUUGUUAUAUAACAAAACGAAUAUAUAUUUUAAGACGCGUUUAUUAACUGUAAUUGAAUUUAAAAUGUGUUAUUUGAAUAUUAUAUUUCUAACAUGUGCAUUGUUAGCAACAUCAAUAGCACAAAACAGCUCAAAAGAUGCUAUCGGAUUCCCGGAAAUGGAAGAAAAUCCCGAUUUGAGAAAUAAAGAGAAUCGCCAACCAGUGUUCAUUCCGGCAAGAUGUCCGGACAACGAAUUGUUCUAUCCGGGAGACCAAAAAGACGACUGGAUUUGUGAUUGCAGACCAGCGCACCUAUAUCACCCAGGAACAGACAAAUGCUGGCCAGCUUUUCGACAAGGUCCAUGUGAAGUCGGACAGUAUCUAGUUCUUCCACAAAAUUCAGUAAUUCCGGUUUGCGAGCAAAACCCUUGCAACACGGAUACAUUAGUUCAAUUGAAUGGGAAUUGUGAAAAAUUGGGAUCUAUAGCUCCUUGUAAUCAUUUAUACCCGGUAUCUUCAUCAUUAGGAGUUAAUUCUACAACAUUAGUAGUUAGCUGCGUGACGCUUUCUCUUGAGACAAGGUUUACAGAAGUAAUAGGAGUGCUAUGUCCUCCUGGGAGUAGACGAAGUGUUAAUGGUAAAUGUGUUCCUACUCUUUUAUAAAUAUUAAAUUAUUUUUAUUUCUAAGUA
Messenger RNA from Bombyx mori (domestic silkworm), 1000 nucleotides. RefSeq lists its product as uncharacterized. The transcript has 3 exons. The record is from RefSeq and is a predicted model, not a curated record. Bases 395 to 973 code for a protein of 192 amino acids. NCBI's taxonomy places the organism in Eukaryota, Metazoa, Arthropoda, Insecta, Lepidoptera, Bombycidae.